Molecule: messenger RNA, 4392 nt
Organism: Maniola jurtina (meadow brown)
Lineage: Eukaryota; Metazoa; Arthropoda; Insecta; Lepidoptera; Nymphalidae
Gene: temp
Product: protein prenyltransferase alpha subunit repeat-containing protein 1
Exons: 3
Coding region: 132-1493 (453 amino acids)
Biological process (GO): protein prenylation
Cellular component (GO): cytoplasm
Molecular function (GO): protein prenyltransferase activity
Source: RefSeq, a predicted model, not a curated record
AUCAAAAAAGGAAUGAGAUCGAAAAAGAAAGCAGAGCAAACAUUAAAAAAACAACAAUUGAAAAUGGGUUAGAAUGUAAAUAUUAAUUGCAAAAUUCUAUUAAAAAAAAAUCUAAUCACAUAUUAUUAUUUAUGUUAAAGAGAUUAGAAUACAUUAUGGACGAAGAUAAAUUCGCAUUAGUGGAGAAAAUAAUAAAAGAUGUACACAAUGUUUUAUCGAAAAUAGCUGAGUUAUACGCUUUUGAUGUGGUUCCUAUGGACAACAAUUUUCAGAAUAAGUCCCCUGUUUUGCAUUUGGAGAAUUGUUUAGGCCUGGAGUCAUGGUGUGUGAAACAUGUAUAUAUGUAUUGUUACUCGGAGCUUAUGGACAAAUAUUGUAUGAAACCCAAACGCAAAUCAAGAAAAAUAGCCUUUAGCUGUGAUAGAUUGAUCAAGCUACUAAAUGUGACUCUUCUACUCAACCCAGAGAUCAACUCCUUAUGGAAUAAGAGACGUGAAAUGGUCCUUCAGUCAUUGUUGGAUAAGACUGUGGAACUGCAUUUUGCCCGGCUUGUAUUAUCGAGAAAGCCAAAAUGUAAUGAAGCAUUUUCCUACAGAAGAUGGCUGUUAGAGUUAUUAUUAGAAGAUAGUACCCUGCCAAUGCAUGUUGUAGAAAGCUUAGUGAAUGAUGAACUUAUCAUUUGCGACCUAGCAUCGGACAAGAGCCCUAACAACUACCACAGCUGGAAUCAUCGCAUGUGGCUGUUAAACAGACUCAAAACUAUUAAAUCCAGUUUCAACUUAGAUGCUCUGUUCAUCAAAGAAUACCAUUUUGCAGAGAAGUGGACAUCCAAACAUGUGUCAGAUUUUAGUUGUUUCCAUUACUAUCAGUUUUGCUUAAAAAAUAUUUAUAGUUUAAGUAACGAAUUGUGGAAAAGUCUUCAAAGUUCACUAAACGUUAAUUUAAGAAAGGUUCUCGUAAAUGUCUUAGCUGCAAAUUUUCCUAAGGAUGUAACGGUUCAAGCAUCAGAGGAAAAUUUGCUGAGCUACUCGGAAGAAAGUCUGAUGAAACUGUUACUUGCCUACACCAAUAAGAACUGUAAAUGUAUUGUAGAUUAUGUACAGCUAUGUAGAAAAGUAGAAAUAUUAUUUCAUUUGCUAGUAAUGAAUGAUGAGUUAGUUAGAUUCUAUAAGCAUCACGAGACAUUGUGGUAUCACAGAAGGUUCAUACUGCAUGAAAUCUUUGUGAUCAUGUAUGAUCAUUUUGGUCUCGUUAGACGUAAUGGUGCCCUCGUGAAGAAAAGUUGCAAAACAUGUAAUUGUGAUGAGUUGAGGCAGAAGCAGGCUAAGAUAGUCAGAUAUGACAGUAAUCACAUCUAUUCUAGUGUGUUUUUCAAUGUGAUAUUGACACAUGAGAAGAAAAUGAUAGAAGAGCGACGGACAGAUGGUGACAACUAUGCCGACAGACAUGAAAAAUAUUUGAAGUUUGUUGAAGGACUUAAUAGUGUCAUAUAAUGAGAUUUUGUAAUUCGCAAGGGUUAGGGCCAUAGCAAACUCGAUGCUUUUAUCAUGGCGAUUGGUGACUGCAUCGAUGCUGUAUGCGUUUUGACCACUUUCUGCAUUCAAUCACUGUAUUGAAAUCCAUACUAAUUAAAAAUGCAGAAGUGUCUGUCUGCUAGCUUUUUAUGACCCAUCUGUUUAACCAAUUUUGAUGAAAUUUGGUACAGAUAUAGCUUGCAUCUUGGGGAAGGACAUACAUAGGCUACUUAUUAUCCUGGGAAAGCAAAGCCUUCCCUGCUGAAUAUUUGAAAAACCUAAAUCAUUCUUUAAUAUUUGAAUCCUUAUUUAAUAAAUAAAAUCAACUUGGUCACUGUGACUGGAGAUUCAAUCGCUGCAUCGAGUGUCAGAAAAGCAACUACAUAGCUGAUUGCUGAUGCUUAAAGCAUGGUGUCUGCUAUGGCCCCCAAGGCUCCCGUUUAUUGCUACGCAUGGACAUGCUACGCAGGUUAAGUUUUUAUGGAAAGGUAUCACCAUUGCAACCCACGCAGUCAGUCAAAUGAACCGAGGCAAGCUACAUUCGUCAUGUGUCCGUGUCAAGCAUGAGAAUCCACGUGAAAGUUGUGAUUUUCACAUUGCUACAAUCGCAAUUGUUGUGAUUGGACGAAUUUAUGCUGUUAUUCAUAGCAACUAUUUUUUUAUCCACUGACCUCUGUUAAUAUAAGUACGCUGGACUUGCGAUUGCUGACAUGUUUUAGAAGCAACUUGAUUUUCGCCAUUUUAGCGCUGAUAGCAGCAGUGAGCGUCAUGUGAGCGUACUCGGAACUAAAUGUUAGUGAUGAGUUAACAUAGUGUCAAUACGAAGAUCAUUUGUCGCAAAGUAUCCAAUUUAAUUUACAGUAUGCUCCGUGAGGCGCUUCGAAUCUGCACAAAAAAUGAUUUGUUAUGGCAUAUCUCUUCCAGCGUACUUAUAUUAUGUCCAUUUAAGUGAUUUUAGCCAAUAUUGACAGUGUCAGGCAAUCGGGUGAUUGCGAUUGUUACAUACCAAAUGACGGCGGACCUCUUGGCGAUCCUAACUUUCGUAUUUUAAAAUGUAAGCUUUUCCAAUUUUCUAUGAUGAUUGUAUUAGAGAUAUGAAUAAAAUAAUCGUAAUUGUACUGUACACAAUCUCUAACCUAAUAAGACAAGUAGAAAUCUAUUUCUUUCCUUUUCCGCAGGCAGUAUUGUGAAAGGCACAUAAUAUAAUGCCAUGCCAUUUUUAGUUUAGAGAUUGUACAACAGAAUUAUCAAGCCAAAUUGAACAUCAAUGUGGUACCUAACUUAUACAAAGACUACUUUCCUUAAGUUGCGCUAAUCACAUUGGUGUUCUGAUGUAAGUAUAAUCAAUAAUCAUUCUUGAUGUUGUAAUAAAUUACCUAAUUUAAGUUAUUUUAAACUUUAUUUUAAGAUGUAAAAAAGACAUGUAAAUGUUAAGACUUUAAUGUAAAGAAAACGAUAUUAAAAUGAAUUAAGGUAACUUCCUGUCCUCUCUCGUGGUAAUUAAAAGGUAUUCAAACAUUCUAUACAUAUCUAUUCAUAGAUUCAAGGCACAUUGUGCAGGCGAAGCGCAGCUAUGCGUAUUUUUAAAGUCCGCUCUUCACUCACGCCCGACAGUACUUGAAACAGCGAACGAUAAAGAUGGAAGCUUUCCGUCCACCCCCCUCUUUAUGGUUGUAACGAAAACUACCGUGGUAGGUGCUGUAUGUUUACUGCCGCACGGUUUCUAAUUCAAAUUGUCUCCAGUCAUUUUGUGUCUGCCAAUAAAGCAGCGGCUAGUGUCGCAUCUGUAUGGCCCAAUCAUGAGCCAGUUACGAUUUACGUUAAUAAUUUUACUAAAAAUUAUUUAACUGACAUGAGUUUGUGCCUUGUGCCUUCUAUUAUUGAAUGGCAAUAUUAUUAAAACGCGUCAUCUAUGUUUUAUCAUUCGCUGCCCGGAACGCUCACAAUCGUGUGUGUGGUGCCGUUUUUUCGCCUUCGCGCUUCGAGACCUUCCCAAUCCGAUGUCGCUUUUUUGUUCGCGGCAAAGGUUGUUGUCAAUAUUUAAACUAUCGUGAGUGAUUUCCAUUUUAAGUAUAGAAUGGCUAUACUCUCGUAUUUAGUCUAAUAAUAUGUGAGUAUAGCAGAUACAUUCUGUACUUAAAAAGGCACUGUCCAUACGUUCUGUAUGUUUCGCAGUGAGCGCAGGCUCUGCGAUGUGAAUGAUUAGCAGACAUGAAAUAUUUAUAGUAAACUAAUGCGUGUAACGAAUUCCCCAUGCGUAUAUUUAUUGUUUCACACACAUUUAUCCUAUCUAUAACAUCACCUUACCUUAAAGGACAUAGAUCAAUUUACUUUAAAUCAUUUUUAGAAACUACGUCGUUACGCUUCGAUUUUGUUAUCAUCGUACCUUGAACCAUAGUGAACCAUAGAGAACCAUGAGAAAGAAGUACUAUGCCCCUAAUGCGAGUUUGCAUAUCUAAUUUUUUCAAUUGUACUAUUCGAUUUUAUGACUUAAACACAGUUUAGACCUAACUCCCUUCUUUUAAAGUCAUAUGUUUUUGUACAACCGAUUUUUAAUCUCUUUUUUUUUCUAAAGCUUGCUAGGGGCGCGGCGCUGGCUGUAGAUAUCAGGAGCAAAACGACAUUUUUCGUAUUCAAAACCUAUGAAAAACUCGUACUAGGGGUUUUGUGAAAGAGUGUACCUAUUAGAAACACAUAGCAAAACAAAAUGGACAAGGAAGGAUUGCUUUUCCUAAGCCUCAAUUAAGUUGGUGUGAAAUUAGAGCAUUGUAUGAGCUAUAGAAUUCUGCUAGAUUAUAGAAUACUAGGUAAGUAAAAGAGGUUUAAAAUGAAAUGACAAAUUUUUAUAUUUUAAAAGUGCAAUGAAAUUAAGAAUUAU